Molecule: messenger RNA, 396 nt
Organism: Tetrahymena thermophila SB210
Lineage: Eukaryota; Ciliophora; Oligohymenophorea; Hymenostomatida; Tetrahymenidae
Product: ABC transporter family protein
Exons: 1
Biological process (GO): transmembrane transport
Cellular component (GO): membrane
Molecular function (GO): ATPase-coupled transmembrane transporter activity; ATP binding; ATP hydrolysis activity
Source: RefSeq, a predicted model, not a curated record
AUGUCAAAUGCAAGUGAAGUGUUUAGUGUAGGCUAAAAGUAGUUAAUAUGUUUAGGUAGAGCAAUCUUAAAAAAGAGUAAGCUUUUAAUUUUAGAUGAAGCUACAGCCAAUGUAGACAUGGUGACUGAUGAUUUAAUUUAAAGAAAAAUCAAAGAAAGAUUCAUAAAUUCAACUGUAAUAACUGUAGCACAUAGACUUAAUACUAUUGCUGAUUAUGAUAUGGUAAUAGUAAUGGAUAAAGGUAAAGUUAUUGAGUCUGGUGAUCCCUACAUACUACUUUAGCAAGAUUCUAGUUACUUUAAAGCUAUGGUAAACCAUACUGGAAAGAAAAAUGCUAAAACUAUUAUGGAUAUUGCAAAAUAGGCACAUUUAUAAAAAAAAAAAGAUUAACAUUGA